Molecule: messenger RNA, 1403 nt
Organism: Mesocricetus auratus (golden hamster)
Lineage: Eukaryota; Metazoa; Chordata; Mammalia; Rodentia; Cricetidae
Product: H-2 class II histocompatibility antigen, E-D beta chain-like
Exons: 5
Coding region: 51-821 (256 amino acids)
Biological process (GO): immune response; positive regulation of T cell activation; antigen processing and presentation of exogenous peptide antigen via MHC class II
Cellular component (GO): lysosomal membrane; MHC class II protein complex; late endosome membrane
Molecular function (GO): MHC class II protein complex binding
Source: RefSeq, a predicted model, not a curated record
CCAGACAGCCAGGCUGGCCUGCUUCUCUGGCCACCAUCCUCUCCUCCACAAUGAUGGGUCUGUGUCUCCCCAGAGGCCCCUGUGUGGCAGCUGCGGUCCUGAUGCUGAUGGCCCUGAGCUCUCCUGUGGCUUUGGUCAGGGACCCCCGACCACGUUUUCUGGAGCAGCUGAAGGCUGAGUGUCAUUACCUCAAUGGGACGGAGCGUGUGAGGAGUGUGACCAGAUUCAUCUAUAACCAGGAAGAGUUUGUAAACUUUGACAGUGACAUUGGGAAGUUCCUGGCAGUGACUGAGCUCGGGAAGCCCAUAGCUGAGGACUUGAACAGCCAGAAAGGCGUCCUGGACAAUUACCGGGCCUCUGUGGACAGGUGCAGAAAUAACUACAUACUUGUUGAUUGGUUCCUGUUGAACUUAAAAGCUGAGCCCCGGGUGACCGUGUACCCAACAAAGACGCAGCCUCUGGAGCACCACAACCUCCUGGUCUGCUCUGUGAGUGGCUUCUACCCCGGCCACAUUGAAGUCAGAUGGUUCCAGAAUGGCCAGGAGGAGAAGGCUGGGGUCGUGUCCACGGGCCUGAUCCGGAAUGGAGACUGGACUUUCCAGAUCCUGGUGAUGCUGGAGACGGUUCCUCAGAGUGGAGAGGUUUACACCUGCCAGGUGGAGCAUCCCAGCCUGAGCAGCCCUGUCACAGUGGAGUGGAGGCCUCCUUCCACAUCUACACAGAACAAGAUAUGGAGUGGGGUUAUAUUCGUGCUGGGUCUGCUGCUGCCCAUAGGACAGUUCAUGUACUUCAGGAACCCGAGAGGACUCCUGACUGACUGAGGUGACAAGGCUGAAGGAAGGAGCUUCCCCUGUCUCCAUGGCUCCAGUUCCUCCAUUGACAGUGCUGCCCCAGGACCUGGCUCCUCCUGGCUCUGGACCCUGCAGACCUGUGCUCCCUGAUGGCUGACUCAGCCCCUGCCUGGUCCUGGCAGCACCGGACAGAAGUCCCUCCCCUCCCCUGUCCUUCCCCCUUGUAAACCCCUGUCCUUUAUCUGGUGCAUCUGAACCCAUCCUGUGACAGGAUCCCUUAUCAUGUUCUUCCUCAAAUGAGCGUGCAUGUUUGAAGACAGAUAUAAGAGUCAGAGAGGAAAGAUUACAUCACCACAACAUGGCUUUCAUUUAGUUAUAGUUAUAUGAAGUAAUGCAUAUGACAGUGUGAUGCUGGAGAAUUUACACACCAUCUCCGAGGAGUCACAUCCUCUUAGGGAAAAUUCAAGGUCUCUAUUAUGCAUAUUUUAAGCGUUAUUAUGUAUGAUUUGCAUAAAAUAGGUUUUCUGAGUGUGUUGUUGGUUGCAUUUGACACUGUUGUCACCUUGACCUUUCCCUCAAUAAUUUCCUUACCUAAUAAAACCUCACUGCUUA